ACUAUGACAGUCCUCUCCAAUCAGACUCGCGCACUCAGAACGUGCAACCCAAUUCCGUAGAAAGACCAAGUGUCAAAUCCUACAUUAUUAUAGCAACUACAUCAUUAUUAUUCAAUCACACCACAAACAAUAAAGCUUUACACGAGUCCAAACUCCCACCUGAAAACUCGCCUGAAAAACCACUAUUAACACUGUGUUUGUGUGUGUGUUUUGUUGGCAUAAAGAUAGGGCUGAGUGGCUGACAUUUUCUCACGCCUCAACUUUUCUUCAUUUCUAAGCAGUUCUCAUAGUUUUACACACAAGAAAAAAAAAAAAAAAAGAGCAAAGGUCCAAGAAUGUUGUGUUGUGUGUAGAUCAAUAUCCAGUUUGAAAUAGAAUGACAACUUGACAAGGUUGGGGUGGCUAUGGUUGAAAGAAUUGAAUUAUGAUGAGCCUAUACAAGGGAAAGGAGGCAAACCCAGAUUAUAGAAGAGGUAGUAGAUCCCAUGCAACAAGGCCAUGGAUGAGGUACCUGGCUCAGUGGGGACAAGUGCUGGCUUCUCUUUGAGGUUGGGCCAGACCAUCUUUUCCUCUGCUUCUCUUCUUUUCAUGUCUCUGGGUGUAGAAUUCUACAGCUACACUGCUUUCUGCUACUUGGUGACAAUCAUGGGUUUGGUUAUACCUUGGAGUUUCACUUUGGCCUUGGUGGAUGGAUACUCUGUUCUGGUUAAAUGUCCUAUUCGGCAGCCAGGAAUACUGGUCAUCAUUGUUGUAGGAGAUUGGGUAUUAUCCAUUCUCACACUCGCUGCAGCUUGCUCAACAGCUAGUGUUGUGGACCUUCUGCUCCAUGCUGAAAGGUCAUAUUGCCCUCCAAAGUUUUGCAGCAGAUAUCAGAUAUCCGCUGCCAUGGCUUUCUUGACAUGGUUUCUGUCUUUGGCUUCAGCUCUGUUCAAUCUUUGGUUACUCCCUGCCUUGUGAUACUUACUUGGAUUUUGGCUAUGUACUAUAUUAUAGAAUUUUGUGGCCAGAACCAAUAUCAUCCAGAUUUUUGUUACUCUGAAUUUGUACAUUAAUACUUUUAUUGUGUCCAAAUUUUAGAAGAUGAGGGUUUUCAAUCAUACAAUUACAAAGUUGUAAAUUGUUGUCAAGAAUUUCUAAGGAAUUACACUGACUAGUAUCAUUAGUUUGGGCACCUCAUUUUCUGGGGUCCAUGAGAAAGACUAACAACCCCCUUUAGUGACCUCUGGCAGUCCCAGUUAUAAAUUUCUUAGCCCUAAACAACCUGGGAACAAGGAUUUAAUGACAGUUUUCUCAUUUUCUGGGGUCCAUGAGAAAGACUAACAACCCCCUUUAGUGACCUCUGGCAGUCCCAGUUAUAAAUUUCUUAGCCCUAAACAACCUGGGAACAAGGAUUUAAUGACAGUUUAUACAGGUCCAAUCAUAUUAAUUAAAUUGGUUUUUGCAGGAUAGACUUUUCUUUAUAUCCUUAGAAAACACCUCUUCUAGUAGCUUAUGAAGAUACCAGUGAAGUGAGUGACCAAAUUGAGCAGGAAGACUUUAAAUUCCAGCUUGGAACAUGGUAGACUAGAGAGAGUUUAGCAGUGGUUGCAGAAUGCUGAGCAUGUGAAAUGAUCAAAUUGAGUACUGUAUUGUCAAAACUGCAGUAUGUCUUAUUUACAAGUAAAAAUUAUUCAACUCUCAAGAUCCACUCAAUGCAUACAAUCAACUCACAGUUGUAGGAGGUGGUAAAUUAUAUUGGCAAAGAAUCGAUUACUAUGAUUUCAAUCUUCUCCUCUCCCGGUGCAUAAUCCUAUUAUCAUUGCCGUAAUAUGCAGCCAUGAGUGUGGAAUGAUCGUUCUCCAGGAAAAGAUAACAGAUGUCCACAAGGGGCAUCUAACAAAAGAUCAACAGCAGGCACAAUUUAUGCACUUCUGAAAUUACAAUUUACAACUGUAAUGAGCAAUCGAAGUCAAGAAGUUACCCCAUUUUCGAAUGAUCCCUAAUGUGCAGCCAACCAUUGUCCCUAGGCAUGCUCACCAAAUGCCUGCCUGAAUUGUCCUCACAUGUUAUCAAGUAAGCACUAUAAAUGAAUCCUUGU
Quercus lobata is the source of this 2077-nucleotide messenger RNA. RefSeq names its product CASP-like protein 5C1. The coding region runs from base 499 to 957 and encodes 152 amino acids. Lineage: Eukaryota; Viridiplantae; Streptophyta; Magnoliopsida; Fagales; Fagaceae. Gene Ontology annotation, cellular component: membrane. The transcript is spliced from 3 exons. The record is from RefSeq and is a predicted model, not a curated record.